This is a messenger RNA of Cercocebus atys (sooty mangabey), 747 nucleotides long. Its product is annotated as cuticle collagen 7-like. The transcript has a single exon. The annotation marks the transcript as partial. NCBI's taxonomy places the organism in Eukaryota, Metazoa, Chordata, Mammalia, Primates, Cercopithecidae. The record is from RefSeq and is a predicted model, not a curated record.
GGCGCGCCGGCCGCGCGGCUUUUGGGGGCGGGGCCGCCCGAACCCGGGCAGAGCUGCGCGAGCCGCGGAGCCCCCGCCUCUAGCGCGUCCCCUGCCCGGGGGUCUCCUGCAGGUCCCUCGGGGCGCCUUGCAGGCCGGAGAGAGCCCAGCGACCUGGACCCAGCGGGGACAGCUGCGCGCGCUGCGCGUUCUCGGGGACCCGCCCCCUGCCGCCGGGAGCCAGCUGGGAACUCCGGGGUCUGCAGCCGCCCGAACCCCCAGACGGACUGUCCCAGCGGCCCUCCCGUCCCUCCAGGCAGCGGCGAGGAGGGGCGAACGGCCGCACCCCGGCAGGCCCUCCCUGCAGGGCUGGGGGCAGAGGGCCGCGCGUUUGGAGAGAGGCAAGGAGGGUCGCGCGUUUGGAGGGAGAGGCGGGGCCAGAAUGUAUCACAAAGUGCAAACGCGCUGUAUUUCCAAACCCCGCCGCGCGCAGGCGGCUGCAGCGUUCACGGUGACAUCGCAAAAGGCGAGGGGGAGACGCGCCCGCGGGACCCCUUCCUGGUGCGCUUCCAGGUGGCGUCGACCGGGAUGAAGGGGCAGCGAGGGAGCCCUUCCCAGGCGCCUCCCACGGGAUCGCCCGGCAGCCGCGGCACCACCUCCAGUCACCGCAACCCCCGCGUGGAACAGACGACCCGGUCUCAAGGGGCGGCGCGGGUGGGAGGCGGCCCCCGGUCCAUCUCGGGCGCCGCCUGAUGUACUCCUGCUGCG